This is a messenger RNA of Gossypium arboreum, 3924 nucleotides long. RefSeq names its product transcriptional corepressor SEUSS. The transcript has 10 exons. Gene Ontology annotation, biological process: positive regulation of transcription by RNA polymerase II; negative regulation of transcription by RNA polymerase II. Gene Ontology annotation, cellular component: transcription regulator complex; nucleus. The coding region runs from base 935 to 3682 and encodes 915 amino acids. NCBI's taxonomy places the organism in Eukaryota, Viridiplantae, Streptophyta, Magnoliopsida, Malvales, Malvaceae. The record is from RefSeq and is a predicted model, not a curated record.
AUAAGUGUAAGCAUACACAUGCAACGAAACAAGUGCGUCACUUUAAUACAUCCCAUCAUCCAUAAUUCAUGAUAGAUGGAUGGAUGGAUGGAUAUGAUGCCAUCCAUCAUCAUCAUCAUCAUUCCAUGGAAACAAAGGAAGGGAGUGAAGGGGGAAAAAUAAAAGAAAAUUCAAUCUAAUGGAAUGAAAUUUUGACGUCCGCAAAGGACAAUACAAACACACUCUUUCUCUCUCUAGAUACAGCGAAGAAGAACAGGGCACGUACUGAGACAAGAAAAAAGAAAAAGCAGAAGAAUUGAUUUAAGAGGAGAGCAAAAAGAAGGUUUUUUUUUUGUUUGGUUUAAAUUUUUUUUGGUGAAGUGUAAACAUAUUAAUUGCUUCAGUUUAUUGAAGCAAAAAAGAAAAAAAGAAAAAAAAGAGAAGAAGAAUUGAAGAGAAAGAGAGUUUAAAAGACAUUUUGGUAUUUUUAGUUUUGGGUAUGUUUUGAUUGAAAUCAAAGCUUUGGAGAUUUGGGAAACUUUCUUUACUUUUUUAUUUUCUUUCCCCUUCUUCUUUGUUUAUCUUUUGACAGUAACUGUGGGAAUUUUUCAACGCUGGAAUUCGAGGGAAAGCCAUUCUAGUGUUGCUUGACUGUAAAUGUUAGAAUGCUCAGAAUCAGAGUUUCUUCUUGGGAUUCGGUUUUCUUUGGUAAUGGCCGCUUGUAUGGUGGAACAGAAAGCUAUAUGCUCAGGCACCGAACUGAUCCCUUGUUAUUUUUCCACAAUGAGGACUGGAAAGUUAAAAGCAGCCAAGUUGGGCUGAUUUCUUGAACUCUGCGGCUGAUUUUUUUGUGUUUUGUUCUAUUAACUGUAGUUUAUUUAGUUGAAUUCAUGUUGUUUUAGAUAGUUGUUACAGUUUUGUGAGUGAGUGAGUUUUAGGCAGUUAUUCUUGAAACAUGGUGCCAUUAGGGCCUUCUACUCCAAUAGGUGGUGCGCAGUCUGUUCCGUCAUCUCUUUUGCGAACAAAUUCAGGGAUGCUAGGAUCACAAGGCGGUGGUCUUCCUUCUCAAUCUGGGUUUCCUUCAUUAGUGUCUCCUCGUACUCAGUUUAAUAAUAUGAAUAUGCUCGGGAAUGUGCCUAAUGUUUCUUCCCUUCUAAAUCAGUCAUUUGGGAAUGGGGGUCCAAACCCUCAGCUUUCUGGUCCUGGGAGUGGCCAGCGUGGAGGAAUCGAUUCAGGGGCUGAAUCCGAUCCACUUUCAAAUGUGGGUACUGGGAUGGGGUUUAAUGCCCCAUCGUCAUUUGUGCCAUCGAACAUGGCAAACCCUGGGUCGUCUGGUCAAGUUCAAGGUCAGCAGUAUUCUAACCUUUCUGGUAACCAUAUUUUACCAGAUCAACAACAGCCCCAACAACCGGAGUCACAGCAGUUCCAACAUGGUCAACAAGGGAUGCAACAGGUCUCUGCCCCUCACAACACCCAACAAGGACAGCUGCAGCAGCAGCAACAGUUUCAAUCUAUUAGAGGAGGGAUGGCUGGUGUUGGGGCUGUCAAAUUGGAGCCACAACUGACUAAUGAUCAGCACAGCCAGCCACAGCAGUUGCAAUCGCUGAGAAAUCUUGCUCCUGUGAAAUUGGAACCACAACAAAUCCCGCCUUCAAGAACUUUGGCACAGGUAAAAAUGGAACCUCAACAUUCAGAUCAGUCGUUUUUGCAUCAGCAGCAACAACAGCAGCAGCAACAGCAGCAGCAGUUGCUCCAAAUGUCACGACAGCCCCCACAAACUGCUGCCGCCCAAAUCAGUCUUUUGCAUCAACAAAGACUCUUGCAGCUACAACAGCAACACCACCACCAACAACUUUUGAAAGCAAUGCCUCAACAAAGGCCUCAAUUACCACAGCAGUUUCAACAGCAGAAUUUGCCUUUGAGAUCACCUGUGAAAUCAGCAUAUGAGCCUGGGAUGUGUGCUCGGCGACUGACACAUUACAUGUAUCAGCAACAACAUAGACCUGAAGACAACAAUAUUGAAUUCUGGAGAAAGUUUGUUGCUGAGUACUUUGCGCCAAAUGCCAAAAAGAAGUGGUGCGUUUCUAUGUAUGGAAAUGGCCGCCAAACAACUGGUGUUUUCCCUCAGGAUGUAUGGCACUGUGAAAUAUGCAAUAGGAAGCCAGGACGUGGUUUUGAGGCGACUGUUGAGGUUCUCCCUAGGCUUUUCAAAAUUAAAUAUGAAAGUGGUACUUUGGAAGAACUUCUUUAUGUUGAUAUGCCCCGUGAGUAUCAGAAUUCAUCAGGACAAAUUGUCCUGGACUAUGCAAAAGCAAUACAAGAAAGUGUUUUUGAGCAGCUUCGUGUUGUUCGUGAUGGUCAGCUUAGGAUAGUUUUCUCCCCAGAUCUGAAGAUUUGUUCUUGGGAAUUUUGUGCUCGGCGUCACGAGGAACUCAUCCCUAGAAGAUUAUUGAUACCUCAGGUUAGUCAACUUGGGGCUGCAGCUCAAAAGUAUCAAGCUGCAACACAAAAUGCAUCAACAAAUUUAUCUGCUCCAGAUUUGCAGAAUAACUGUAACUUGUUUGUAGCAUCGGCUCGGCAAUUGGCUAAAGCCUUGGAAGUGCCAUUGGUAAAUGAUUUGGGUUAUACAAAGAGAUAUGUGAGGUGUCUUCAGAUAUCUGAAGUGGUUAAUAGUAUGAAAGACUUGAUUGAUUACAGUAGAGAAACAAGGACUGGACCCAUGGAGAGUUUGGCCAAGUUCCCUCGAAGAACGAGCACUUCAUCUGGUUUUCAUGCACAAUCUCAACAGCCUGAGGAACAGCAUCAGCAACAGCAGCAGACACCACAACAGCAAAUGAUGACCCAGAGCUCUAAUGGUGAUCAAAGUUCUGCCCAGGCUUCUGGGAUGCAGCUUGCUGCUAACAAUGGUGUGGCUAAUGUAAAUAACUCGCUUAAUGUAGCAUCUGCAUCAACAUCUGCUGGCACCAUUGCUGGGCCUCUACACCAGAAUUCCAUGAACUCCAGACAGCAGAAUUCUAUGAAUAGUGCAAGCAGUCCCUAUGGUGGAAACUCUGUGCAGAUCCCGUCCCCUGGUUCGUCUAGCACAAUACCCCAAACACAAGCAAAUCCUUCUCCAUUUCAAUCGCCAACACCUUCCUCAUCUAAUAAUCCUCCUCAAGCUCCGCAUGGUGCCUUAGCAGCUUCAAGUCACAUGAGUUCUGCAAAUUCUCCAGCAAUGAACAUGCCUAUACAGCAGCCAGCUCUUUCCAGUGAGGCGGAUCCCAAUGAAUCCCAAAGCUCUGUUCAGAAAAUCAUUCAUGAAAUAAUGUCUAGCCAACUUAAUAACACUGGCGGCAUGGUUGGUGCUGGCACUCUAGGCAAUGAUGUGAAGAGCAUAAAUGGAAUGCUGCCACCGAGUAACAACACAGUUCUCAACGGUGGCAACACUUUGGUCGGUAAUGGAACCAUCAGCAAUAAUUCAGUUAUUGGUGGUGUGGGGUUUGGUUCAACGAGUGGUGGACUAGGGCAGUCUGCUAUGGUGAAUGGAAUCAGAGCCACAAUGGGAAAUAACCCUGUCAUGAAUGGAAGGAUGGGAAUGGCACAGAUGGCUCGGGAUCAGCUAAUGAAUCACCAACAACAGGAUAUGGGGAACCAGCUACUGAAUGGACUUGGAGCACUUAAUGGUUUUAAUAAUUAUCAAUUUGAUUGGAAACCUUCCCCAUGAAAGAAAGUGCAAAAAGCUGAUGGUUCUUUGAUUACAGCUGUGCUGUUGUGUGCAGCAUGGGAAUCGGCUGACUUGCCUGUGGCCCUGCCAGAUUCGUGGUACAAACACUAUAAUGAUAGAUCAAGGUCUUCCCCUCCCACUGUGUACUAAUUUCAGGAAAAAAGUGAAAAACAACAUAUAGCAUAGUGUUUUUAUCAAUGAAAUGUUAAAAGCAACUUUGAAGUUGCUCCAAUUUCCUAUUA